Penicillium paradoxum is the source of this 1179-nucleotide messenger RNA. RefSeq names its product putative pectin methylesterase. Lineage: Eukaryota; Fungi; Ascomycota; Eurotiomycetes; Eurotiales; Aspergillaceae. Gene Ontology annotation, biological process: cell wall modification. The transcript is spliced from 2 exons. The record is from RefSeq and is a predicted model, not a curated record. Bases 1 to 1179 code for a protein of 392 amino acids. Gene Ontology annotation, molecular function: pectinesterase activity.
AUGCCCCCAUACUUCCUCCUCUUAAGCCUCCUCUUCCACGCCAUAGGCGCCAACGCCAAACCCAUCCAACUUGCUUCUAGACAAAAAUGCCAAUCCUCAGGAACCCAUUGUCCUCCCGGAACAAUCAUCGUCAGCGCCUCUGACCAACGCGCCGACUUCCCGACUAUUCAAGACGCCAUAAACUCCCUCCCAGACGACCCAAGCCCGCAAACAAUCCUCAUCCUAGCAGGCACCUACACCGAGCAAGUCAACAUAACCCGCUCCGGCCCAAUCACUCUCCUCGGCCAAACGACCUCGCCCAAAGACGCCACCCGCAAUCGCGUGCGCAUCACCUGGGCCGCCGCCAAUCAAGACAACACCGGCCAAAGCCUCGACAACGUCUACUCCAGCGUCCUGGUCGUAGCCCCCACGCUCGAAUCAAGUCUCACGGGCUCUGGGCCAACAGGCCAUGCCGUGCCGGCCGAUACGCGCUUCGGAAAUGGGGAUUUCCGCGCAUACAACAUCGAUUUCGAUAAUACCUGGGCGGAGUACGCUGAUGGACCCGCGCACGCAUUGAGUUUCAGUCGCGCUAACGGGGGCUUCUAUUACUGCGGAUUCUAUUCGUAUCAGGAUACAGUCUAUGUAGGCAAGCUCGCCAAUGCAUACUUCCAUGCUAGCAUCAUUGCCGGCCAGACGGACUUCGUUUAUGGAUUUGGCACCGCCUGGAUCCAAUCCAGCGCGCUGCAGCUGCGGGGUUGUGGUGGUGGUAUUACUGCUUGGAAAGGUACUGAUACUACCUUUGCAAAUAGGUAUGGCGUGUACGUCGUUGACUCGACGGUUCGUGCGGCGAAUGCUUCUGUUGCGCUGGAUAUCGUGGGUGCGUGUGCGCUUGGCAGGCCGUGGAAUAGCCAGCAUCGGUCUAUCUUUGCGCGGUGCUAUGAAGAUGGGAGUAUUGAUCCUAGUGGGUAUGUGGAUUGGGUUGUUUCGGGUGUUUCGCGGUUUGAAGAGGGUGUUACCCUUAUGGCGGAGUAUCGGUCGUAUGGGCCUGGGUUUAACGCCACAGGCAGGGUCGGGGGUGUGACUACUGUUCUGGAGCGAGAGACGUGGGAGAUGUACAAUCAUCCGCAGAAGGUGUUUCAGGAUUCGGAUGGUCAGUUUGGGAAUACGAAGUGGAUUGAUUGGGAGACUGUGAGAGGAUGA